CGGCGGGCAGCGGCGCUGGCCGGGCUCUUUUGUUCAGGGCGGCGGACGGAGCGAGGCCAGGCCCGGACCCCCCCCCGACCGGCCUCCGCGCCCCUUCCAUCACACACCGGCGGCGGGGCUGUGCAAGCAGCGUCGCCCGAAAGCUGAAAAGCUGGCCAGCACAAUGGGAAAAAAACAGAACAAGAAGAAAGUGGAAGAGGUCCUAGAGGAAGAGGAGGAGGAAUAUGUGGUGGAGAAGGUCCUGGAUCGGCGGGUGGUGAAGGGAAAGGUGGAAUAUCUGCUCAAGUGGAAAGGAUUCUCCGACGAGGACAACACCUGGGAGCCUGAGGAGAACCUGGACUGCCCGGACCUCAUCGCAGAAUUCCUGCAAUCCCAGAAAACCGCCCACGAGAGCGAGAAAUCCGAGGGCAGCAAACGCAAAGCGGAGUCGGACACGGAGGACAAGGGGGAGGAGAGCAAACCAAAGAAGAAGAAGGAGGAGUCGGAGAAGCCGCGAGGUUUCGCCCGAGGCUUCGAGCCCGAGCGGAUCAUCGGUGCCACGGAUUCCAGCGGGGAGCUGAUGUUCCUCAUGAAGUGGAAGAACUCGGACGAGGCCGACCUGGUGCCCGCCAAGGAGGCCAACAUCAACUGCCCUCAGGUGGUGAUCUCCUUCUACGAGGAGCGGUUGACAUGGCACUCCUACCCCUCCGAGGACGACGACAAGAAGGAGGACAAGAACUAAAGCCCUCUCUCCCCGCUCUGGGCGGCCCUUGGUGGAGAGAUGCGGCCUGUGGGUGUGAGCAGGAGGGGAUUGGAGGCGGCUCUGCUCGGGUGGGACGUGGAGACGGCCGGAGAAGGUGCCCUUUGAAGAGACCAGUAUGGUUUCUGUGCCCCUGCAGCUGCUCCAGCGCUUCGUGCAGCUUUCCUGCUGUGUCCAGAUUCCAACCAGCCCGGCUCAAUUCGGAGGGGGAGGGAAAAACCAGGGGUGGGGGGGGAUAUGGGAGGGAUACGGGAGGGGGAUUUUUGGGGAGGGGGGGGUGCGUGGGAGGGGUUGUUGUUUCCCAGCAGCUCUUGGGGAGUGGAAGCAAAGCCCCUUUUCCAUGAAGGACUCAUCCUGGGGAUGCAGGGGGUGCAGAUGGAUACUGCUUCAUCUUCAAAGACCAUCUCAGCAACCCACGGCCUUCUUCCCACUAGUGUUAACUCUGCAUUUUUAAGGCGUAGCAUGUGUGUAGGUCUCUCUCUCUUUUAUUUUGUUCUUUUAUUUUGUUUUAUUUUCUCCUUUUUUUUUUUUUUCCUUUUUGUUUUCUUUUGCUAUUUACAGGUGUAAAGGUGUUUUUUUUUUGGGGGAGGGGUGGGAGGGACGUGGGGAAAUCAGUCUCGUUCACUGGGGAGGGAGAUGUGAGGUCUGGUGACAACGUUCCAGAUCGUUUCCAGAUCUUCUCUUUGUGUGUUUGUUUGUUUGUUUGUUUGGGGUUUUGUUUUGUUGUUUUGUUUUUUUUUUUUAACAAUGUGAAUUGAAAAAAAGAAAAAAAAAUUAAAAUUUAAAAAAAAAAAAGAAAAGAAAAAAAAGGGGAAGGGGGAGCAAAUAAAAAACAAAAAAGCCCAGUGUUGCUGACAGAACUGGGGAGACAGGGACAGAGACACGAGACUGAAACUGUGAAUGUCCAAAUCUCCAGAGCUGAGAAUCCUCAAAACCCUGCGAGCGAUUUUUAAGGGUUUGGGGGGGUGGGGGGUGUGAUGGUUUUUUGGGGGUGGGAGGGGGGGGGGAGACUUGUGAAAAUGCCAACUUGUGAUUCUGUAUUGUCCUGCAGCAGAACUGCCAGUUCCUGACACAUGCAUUGUAUGGGGGGGGUGGGAGGGAGGGGGAUGGAUCUGAACCCUUUUCAAGCCUUUUCUACCCUUCUUUCCGUUCUAAGGUGCUAUUUCUCAAAAAAAAAAAACCAACAAAAAAACAAAAUUAUAUGGGGUGGGGAGGGAGGGGAAAGAGACUUCUGAGCACUCUCGUUCUUUUUGUCCCAGUGAUUUGUUGUGUCCAGCCCAAGCAGCACAGGGAGCUGGGGGAGGGAGAGGGAAAAACCCAACAGCAGCACAAGGAAAAAAAAAACAAACCAAACCAACCCCCCUCAAUCCCAUCUUGCCCCCAAAGAGGUGGUUUUUGGGGGGAGGUCGGUGCCAAAACGACCCCGACCUUCGGAGGGGGUUGAUUUUUUUUUUUUUUUCUUCAAUUUAAAAAAAAAAAAACCCAACCCUCAGAUUUAUUACAAAUACUGAAACUUAUUUAAUUUUUCUGGGGGGGGGAGGGGGGGAGUCCCGAGCCCCACCAGAGUCCUGGCACCUCCUCCUUGGGGCGGUAUCUCUCUCUUUAGACCUGCAUUGUACAAACCUUUUUUUAAAAAAAGAUUUCGUGUGCUUUUAGGUUUCUGUGAAAACGUCGUUUAAAUGUAAAGUACGUGUUUGGAUUUUAACUUCAUACCGAGCUCUGUCAGUUUUUUUGUCUCAAUAAAAUUUUAGAUUUAUAAUCCUGA
Messenger RNA from Chiroxiphia lanceolata (lance-tailed manakin), 2504 nucleotides. It is a transcript of the gene CBX1, whose product is annotated as chromobox 1. Gene Ontology annotation, molecular function: chromatin binding. The record is from RefSeq and is a predicted model, not a curated record. Gene Ontology annotation, cellular component: nucleus; pericentric heterochromatin. Lineage: Eukaryota; Metazoa; Chordata; Aves; Passeriformes; Pipridae. The transcript has 5 exons. Gene Ontology annotation, biological process: negative regulation of transcription by RNA polymerase II; chromatin organization. Bases 164 to 721 code for a protein of 185 amino acids.